Messenger RNA from Oreochromis niloticus (Nile tilapia), 2102 nucleotides. RefSeq names its product nuclear receptor subfamily 2, group F, member 5 (gene nr2f5). The transcript has 4 exons. Lineage: Eukaryota; Metazoa; Chordata; Actinopteri; Cichliformes; Cichlidae. Gene Ontology annotation, biological process: regulation of DNA-templated transcription. Bases 1 to 1215 code for a protein of 404 amino acids. The record is from RefSeq and is a predicted model, not a curated record. Gene Ontology annotation, molecular function: zinc ion binding; sequence-specific DNA binding; DNA-binding transcription factor activity.
AUGGCAAUGGUAGUAAAUCAAUGGCCAGAGAACAUUUCUGCAGAUCCGGGGUCUCAACUCCAGAUAUGCGGCCAGGAGCCCGGCGGGGCACCUGGAACACCAAACGGUUCUACCCCAGGGAACGACGCACUUUCCGGGGACAAGAUCCCCAACGUGGACUGCAUGGUGUGUGGGGACAAGUCCAGUGGGAAGCAUUACGGUCAGUUCACCUGCGAGGGAUGCAAAAGCUUCUUUAAGCGUUCUGUGAGGCGAAACCUCACUUACACCUGCCGGGGGAACCGAGACUGCCCCAUCGACCAGCACCACCGGAACCAGUGUCAGUACUGCCGACUGAAGAAGUGCCUCAAAGUCGGCAUGAGGAGAGAAGCAGUACAACGAGGACGUACAUCAAACUCUCAGAGCAGUCCAGGGCAGUACCUGACCAAUGGCACCGACCCGUACAACGGCCAGCCCUACCUGUCAGGCUUCAUCUCCCUGCUGCUUCGUGCUGAGCCAUACCCAACGUCUCGCUACGGGGCUCAGUGCAUGCAGGGGAACAACCUCAUGGGCAUCGAGAACAUCUGUGAGCUGGCGGCCAGGCUGCUGUUCAGCGCUGUGGAGUGGGCCAAGAACAUCCCCUUCUUUCCCGAUCUGCAGCUCAUGGAUCAGGUGGCUCUGCUGCGUAUGUCAUGGAGCGAACUCUUUGUUCUAAAUGCUGCCCAGUGCUCCAUGCCGCUUCAUGUGGCUCCUCUGUUGGCAGCGGCUGGCCUGCACGCAUCACCUAUGUCAGCAGAGCGCGUUGUGGCCUUCAUGGACCACAUCCGAGUCUUCCAAGAGCAGGUGGAGAAGCUGAAGGCCCUGCAGGUCGACACAGCUGAAUAUUCUUGUCUCAAGUCAAUUGUGCUCUUUACAUCUGACGCUAUGGGCUUGUCAGACGUCGCCCACGUGGAGAGCAUCCAGGAGAAGUCUCAGUGUGCUCUGGAGGAGUAUGUAAGAAACCAAUACCCCAGCCAGCCGAACCGCUUUGGACGCCUCCUCCUCCGCCUGCCGUCCCUGCGCAUUGUCUCCUCUCCAGUCAUCGAACAGCUGUUUUUUGUGCGCCUCGUUGGCAAGACUCCAAUUGAGACGCUCCUGCGUGACAUGCUGCUGUCAGGCUCCAGCUACAACUGGCCCUACAUGCCCACAGUACAGCGGGAGCGACCGAUCUCUCUCCACUACAAUGAGAAUGGGCCCUGAAGUGGAAGGACAGAUCAAGGAGAAGCUACGGGGGGAAAUUAAGGUUGAAGGUUGACCUGACUGCUCAUCAAUCCAUCUUUCUUUCCCUUUAUUGUCUGCAUUCAACUUCUCAGCUUCCCAAGAGGAAGUAUCUCCCUCACCAUUCCGCUCUAAACACCGACAUUGACACACCACCAUCCCAGUUACACAAGCCAGGCUAUCCUUCACUAUCGCUAAUACAGAGACUUGGUGGCCCGUUGCAGCUCCUCAGCUGAGUCUACAUUUGAGAUGUGGCGUGAGAUGGACAGGUUGGUAGAAUGGGUUAUUGCGCAGUUCACCAGCAGGUCUGUUGGACUCACUUCAGAUGUCAGUCUCAAAACCCAUGCAAACAAUUUCAGCGAGCAUUUGCUUCAUUUUCGGUGAUACGCCUACACAUACGGAAAAUGUGUGCUAGCAUCUGCGUACGAGCAUGGCGAAUACUGAGCAAGGGCUUUACCAAUGGGACAGCCAAGAGCACAAAGCCUGUUGUAAAUAUACCAAUUUUUAAAAAAAGAAAACCAGAAGCCAUUAAAAAAAAGACAAAUGCCAAAAUGUCUUGAACUUUUGCAGAGGAUGUUUUAUUGUGUGUUUGUAUUAGCACUGUUUAUAUGGAGAGAAAACUCAUGAUUGUGUCCAUAUGUACAGUAUAUCAUCGAUUCAUAGACAUCUAAGGCUUAUUAGGGUUCAACUGGGGAAGCUCAGGUUCAGAGGGUGGGCAGACAAACAUGUCAAUAUCAGAACAAAAAAGACAAACCCAGCAAAUUCUACACUUAUCAGCAGCCUGUGCCAAAGCUGACAAAUCAUACUGUUUGGAGUAUUUUUGUGAUAGUGUUGGUUAUUAAAAAAAAAGAAGUUUGGUUUGUCUAUAA